AUGGCAUCGCCCGCGAAGAAAUGGCCAUCUCGAGAAGGCUUCACGGCCGAUGUGCUGGGCAAGCUGAUCUCGCGCACUCUGCUCUGUCCCUGGAAAAUGGUGCCCCUCCUGGCCCUCGCCCAAUACACCGACAAAGGCCGUGAAUUCAUCUCAACCCGCCCACAUCUCCUCAAAGCCCUGCGCACCCUCGCCGCCCUCGCGGUCCUCAGCCGAGUCGGCACCUGGCUCGACCGCCGCGCCAUCAACAACGGCCAGCUCGACCACUAUGACUGGAACCGCGAAGUUGUUUUGCUAACUGGCGGUAGCGGCGGCAUCGGCCACAAAGUCGCGCAAAUGCUGGGCGAGCGUGGCAUCAAAGUCGCAAUUCUGGACAUCACGCCGCCCACCGAGACCCUGCCCAACAGUGUCCGCUACUUCGAAUGCGACAUCACCUCACCAGCUCACAUAAAGGAAGUCGCAAAUGCCAUCCGCGCCUCGUUCGGCCGCCCCACCAUCCUCAUCAACAACGCGGGUAUCCUGACGGGCAAAACCAUCCUCGGCACGACCGAGUCCACCACCCGGCGCAUGUUCGAGGUCAACACGUUCGCGCACUACUGGCUGGCGCAGGAGUUCCUGCCGGAUAUGAUCAGCGCCAACCACGGGAUGGUCGUGACGGUCGCUUCGCAAGCCGGGUACACUGUGACCCCGAACAUGGUCGACUAUUCUGCAUCCAAGGCGGCGGCGAUUGCCUUCCACGAGGGCCUGGCCGCGGAGCUGGUGACUCGGUACCAGGCGCCACGGGUGCGGACAGUGCUGGUGACGCAGGGAUUCACGCGCACGCCGUUGAUAGGGGUGUUGACGCCGGAGGACACAUGGUUCAAUCCGCUCUUGCACCCGGAGACGGUGGCGGAGGGGAUUGUGCAGCAGGUGUUGACGGGGGAGAGUGGAAAUGUGGUGUUGCCGGGGUCAGCGGGAUAUCUGUGUCAUCGUCUCCGCGGGUACCCACUGUGGCUCCAGCAUGGCCUGCGCUGCCGGCUGGAGCAGCUGGUGCGGGCGUCGUGA
Molecule: messenger RNA, 1041 nt
Organism: Penicillium argentinense
Lineage: Eukaryota; Fungi; Ascomycota; Eurotiomycetes; Eurotiales; Aspergillaceae
Product: short chain dehydrogenase/reductase family protein
Exons: 2
Coding region: 1-1041 (346 amino acids)
Molecular function (GO): oxidoreductase activity, acting on the CH-OH group of donors, NAD or NADP as acceptor
Source: RefSeq, a predicted model, not a curated record